This is a messenger RNA of Solea senegalensis (Senegalese sole), 770 nucleotides long. It is a transcript of the gene clrn1, whose product is annotated as clarin 1. The annotation marks the transcript as partial. The record is from RefSeq and is a predicted model, not a curated record. Lineage: Eukaryota; Metazoa; Chordata; Actinopteri; Pleuronectiformes; Soleidae. Gene Ontology annotation, biological process: sensory perception of sound; equilibrioception. The transcript has 2 exons.
UCUGUGUCUUCCAGCUUCCUCUAUGCGUCCUUACUGCUUUUUCGUCUCUUCCUCUCAGUUUUCCCAGACCUCGUGGGUGGUUUCCCCGUCGGCCUCCACGUGACCGUCGUCGUCUUCUGUGGCACCGUGAUACUCUUCUCCUCUGUGGCGACUGGCUUCUUCUUCUUCAACGCCUUCGGCCACCCCUACGAGACGCUGCAAGGCCCCAUGGGACUUUACUUGUGGAGCUUCAUCUGCUGCGUAUGUAGCUGUCUGGUGAUGAUCCUGUUUUCAUCCGAGGUGAAGCUCCAUCGUCUCUCAGAGAGCAUUGCCAAUUUCAACGAGGUCAACUUCAUGUUCCAGACACACACAGAGCGCUAUGACCGCUGCUUCUGGCUCUUCCUCAUCAUCUUCCUCCUCCAAGCACUCAACAUCCUGCUGAUCCGUCUGACAGGUAUUCACUUCCCCUUCAGGGAGAACAAGGAGGCAGAGCUUAGUGGGGGUGCCAUCGACCUCUUGUACUGAAGUGGAUCAGUGGAACCAUGAAACUUGUUGCCACAGCAACGAGGUUGGCCCUAAAUUGCCCAGAGCCCUGACCCCACAACUGUGAGGCCCAAAUCUCUGAUUCAUAACCCCAGAGCACAACCCCCCCCCAAUCCCCUGACCUCCAGACACCUGGAACUCUGAACUAGAACGAAGAAGUGAACCCACACCAAACUUUUUUUUUUCUUAAAUGUUACCAAUUAUUAUGUACAUUAUGGAUGAAAUAAAUCACUCAGUUUCAACUUUGA